Fonsecaea nubica is the source of this 933-nucleotide messenger RNA. RefSeq lists its product as hypothetical. Lineage: Eukaryota; Fungi; Ascomycota; Eurotiomycetes; Chaetothyriales; Herpotrichiellaceae. Bases 1 to 933 code for a protein of 310 amino acids. Gene Ontology annotation, molecular function: transferase activity. The transcript has a single exon. The record is from RefSeq and is a predicted model, not a curated record.
AUGUCUACGCAGUCUGCAACAAAAGGUGAAGAGACUCAUACGUUGAUGUUUGAUGCGGGCCCGGAAGCAGAAGCAUUUGAGCGUAAUGUUAGACGGCUCGGCUUAAUCGACGGCAGCGGUGGUGACAUUGGCACUGUCGAAACGAUACUUCUCUCACAUUGGCAUCGGGAUCAUUCUGGCGGUUUACUCAAGGCCAUCGAAAUGAUCAAUCGACAGAGAACCCCGGCGCCGCGCCAUUCAGCAGGAUCGGAACUGGUGGUUGAAAUUCCUCCUGAGCGACCUCUCUAUCGCGGAAUAGCGCACCCGGCUGGUCCAAUCUGCCUUGAAGCUGAUCCCAGCCCGGAGGAAAUCGCUGGAGCAGGAGCCUGCGUCGUUGAGCGCGCAGCUACGGAGACCAUUCUGGAUGGCUUCUUCGGAGUGACUGGCAUGAUUCCGAGAAAGACUAGCUACGAAGCCGGGAUCUCUGGUGGUCUGAGAUUCGAAAAAGCUCAUGGAUGCGAGCAAGGGACCUGGAUCAAGGACGAGGAAAUCCAUGAAGAAAGGGUUGUUGUGUGUCGACUCAAGGGAAAAGGCCUGGUCGUCUUCACAGGUUGUUCGCAUGCCGGCAUCGUCAAUAUCGCCAACCACGUACUAGACACUUUCUCGAACGCUUCGACAAGGCAGCACGAUUUCUAUGCCUUGGUCGGCGGCUACCAUCUGGCGGAUGCUUCAGAGUCACGCCUGCAACGUACCUUGACCGACUUGACCGGUCUUGGGCCAAAGCUGCUCAUGCCAGGACACUGUACAGGGUGGCGAUUCCGAGCACUUCUUGAACAGCAAGACCAAGGGCCGCCCAACGAUCAAUCUCAGGCAGGGUCCUUGGAAGCCAGAUGCUUGAAAGGCCGGACCGUGCCCCUGUUUGCAGGGAACCGAUACCAGCUUUCUAGCGUCUAG